AGACGCUUUAGGAACCAAGCGAUCAUUUCAGUUGCCGGCGAAUCGCGGCCCGAUCACGUCAUGAACAUGCGCGGGAGUUUGUGCUAACCGCCUCAUGCCUUCCCUGAAAACCACGAAAAGUGACAGGAGCAAAAAGGGGUUUCACGAAGGCAGCGCGCGAUGGCAGGACGAGAUCAGCGAGGUGACGGAAGACGACUCAGACGAGGUGGAGGCUGGCUACAUCUCCAGUGACGAGUCGGCGCACGCGGCCGACCUGGGCGACCGGCUGAGGGUCAAGUCCAGGGAUAUUUGGGAGUUGGAAGAAAUUCUACAGUCAUUGCAUAAGCUUCCUCUCUCCGAUGAGAUAUCAGCGUUAGUGGAAACCGGGCACUACGAAGAUGCUAUCAACUUCGUAUCACAAGAUGAAGUGGCAAUCCGCACAGCAGCACUCUGGGCUUGCUGGAUGGGCAAGUGCUCCUUUCUGUGUAAGCUGCUGAAGAAUGGAGCUGAUCCUAAUAGCACUGAUGAUGCUGGGAGGUCAUGCUUACACCUGAGCUGUUUAGUGGCGAAGGAGGAAUGUGUGAAGUUGUUGCUGGACCAUGGAGCGGACCCCAACCUGUGGGACUCCAACACUGAACGAAAAGCGACGCCGUUGCACUGCGCGGCGAGCGCUAAGUCUUUGUCUUGUGUCAAGCUAUUGAUAAGCCAUGGCGCGGAUGUCAACGCAGGCCUGAAUGAACACUCCCCGCUGCACUACGCGGUGCUAAGCGACGCGCCGGAAGUCGUAAGCGCCCUGCUAGAGGCCGGCGCGUGCCCUGACACGCCGCAGGUAUUCACAGAAACUCCUCUACAUGUAGCAGCAUCGUUAGGUUCUGCUGCAUGUAUGAAGUUGCUGUUGAACGCAGGCGCAGAUGUGCGUGCAGCUUUAGGACCAGGUCGAGCAACGGCCUUGCAUUUAGCAGCAGUUGAUGGCCAUGCGGAGUGCGCGGGGCUUUUACUGGAACACGGGGCACAUAUUGAUUGGCCGAAUUCGAGAGGACAGACUAGUCUUCAUCUAGCGGCAUUAGCUCAAUCAGUGGAAGUAGUGGAACUACUAGUGGCCAAACGCGCCGAUGUCCGCGCAAGGGACGUUGACGGAAGGACGCCACUACACGGAGCGAUCGUAAGGGGCGCUAGAGCCUGUGACGUUGCGCGGCUAUUGCUGUCGGUGGGCGCGGACCCUAAUGCUCCGGAUAACUUUGGCUAUACCCCGCUCCAUAUUGCAGCGUUGAACGAGUUUUCUGCGUGUGUUUUGCUGCUUCUAGAUUACGGAGGCGAUGUGACCCUACGCACUAACGGUGGAGUGUCAGCUCUAUCGUUCAUAGUGCGAAGGGUUCCGGAUGUGAUCCCGCGGUACAUAAGCAAGCUUGACGACGCCGUGCAUGUCAGCGAGCACGAGGUCGGCGAUGUUGACUGCGAGCUGACCAUCGACUUCCGACCCUUGGUUCCUUGUCUCUCCCGAGGAGAGGCUGAGUUACUUCUCGCUUUUGUAGAGGUGGGUCGAAAAGACCUUUUGAAGCAUCCAGUAGCAGAGACAUUCCUUUUCUUGAAGUGGCGCAGAAUAAGAAAGUUCUUCGUUUUAAGUUUCGUUUACCACGCGAUAUUCAUCACAUUGUACAGCCUUUAUAUUCUGCAGAUAUUCCUGUGUGAAGACGCGACUUGCGACGUGCCAAGUUAUCUGCGUCCAGUGCAAUACGUCAUAGUACUCUUGAACAUAUGCUUUAUGAUCAAAGAAAUAUUUCAAGCGUGCCUCGACUAUUCCGCCUAUAUCCGACAGUGGGAGAAUUGGUUGCAGCUGCUCAUAGUUAUAGGAGUUUUCUUAUGUACGAUACCAACGUGGUAUCGAGAUAAUGGAGUGACGAACUCCAACACGUCGAACUGGCAACACGAUGUGGCGGCCAUAACUAUUUUCUUUUGCUGGUUCGAAUUGAUGAUGAUCAUUGGACGAUUCCCUACUUUUGGAUUAUAUGUGCAAAUGUUUACAACAGUGACUGUGAACUUCGCAACAUUUCUCCUCGCCUAUAGCUGUCUGCUCAUAGCAUUCGGCCUAGCAUUUAGCGUGCUCUUCAGCAACUACCCAGCCUUUCACCUCCCAGCUGGGCUGGUCAAGACUGUCAUGAUGAUGUCCGGGGAACUUGAGUAUGAGGACAUCUUCUACAACAACUGUACAAACUCGGAGAUAUACUACCCGUUGACAGCGCACGCAAUGUUUCUGAUAUUUGUGUUGCUUGUGACAGUUAUAUUGACGAAUUUGUUGGUCGGUUUGGCUGUGAGCGACAUCCAGGCACUACAAGAAAGCGCAGGCUUGGACCGCCUAGUCCGUCAAACGCAACUUGUAGCCCAUUUGGAGAGCAUGCUCUUCAGCUCCUUGCUGUCAUGCGCCCCGCAGCAACUGAUGUCGGUAUUGCGCUGGGGAGCCUUGCUGACCGCUUCGCAUAUGCGCACGCUCAACAUAAGGCCCAAUGACCCCAGGGAAAAUAGGAUACCAAGAGAAUUGAUAGCGUCAAUAUACAAAAUGGUGGUCAGCCGUAAAGCGACAAAGAAAAGCGUACGAAAGAAUAACAACUAUGAAUGCCGAAUAAAGCAGUGCAAAGGCGAAGAGGACCUAGAGAGACAAGUCGUCAAGAGAAAGAGCUAUUUGUACGACCGGUUCUCAAACGAAAAUGUCGAAAGGAGAAAGAGAACCACUUCAGCAACUGUAGAAACCAGAACCAGACCAAUGUCGUUCAAUAUUAACGCUAUACAAGAGAUAUGUAUGGUUGACAUUAAAACCCAGUUGACAGAAUUGACAAAGAGAGUCAAUAAGUUGAUUGAAACCACUGAUGCAAAAUUAAGUUCAAUUGAAAAGAAAUUAGAUGAUAGGCAGCCUCCUUGAGGAAGUUUUUUGGAAAUUAGUCUAAGAUUGUAUUAUUUUAGUUAGUAAAGAUUUUGUUAAUGUAUUUAUAAACAUAAAUAAGAGUGAAAAGGUUUUUUUACUGAUAUUAAAAGAAAACCUCUGCAUUA
This is a messenger RNA of Maniola jurtina (meadow brown), 3021 nucleotides long. It is a transcript of the gene pyx, whose product is annotated as transient receptor potential channel pyrexia. The coding region runs from base 95 to 2893 and encodes 932 amino acids. Lineage: Eukaryota; Metazoa; Arthropoda; Insecta; Lepidoptera; Nymphalidae. The record is from RefSeq and is a predicted model, not a curated record. Gene Ontology annotation, molecular function: monoatomic ion channel activity; protein binding. Gene Ontology annotation, cellular component: membrane. Gene Ontology annotation, biological process: transmembrane transport; monoatomic ion transport. The transcript has 14 exons.